UUUUGCUUGGAAGUUUUUUUGGGAAAAAAUUUUGAAUAAUAAUAUAAGUUGUUUUUGUUUACCAAAUUAAAUUUGCUUACUUGUAUUCUGUAUGGUUUCAAGACUAGUCAGAUUUAUCCAUUUUGUUUCACAAUGGAAGAAUCAACGGUUAUUACUCCGGCGAAGUUUAUAAACAGUUUAAAAAAUUUAAAAAUAAGGUCUGAUAAUUGUUCUGUAACUCAAGUUCAACAUUUAUUUGAUGAUAAAGAUAUCGUUGAAUUGUUAACGUUUUUCUGUAAUAAUGUAACAAGUGAUAAUUUAAUUUCUGGAGCUGAAUUAAAUACUUACAUGCACUUGGAAGAACGGAAUUUAGUUUUGGAUGAUGAACAACUCGACGAAGCUACAUGUGAAAUUGAGAAUGCAUAUCCUGGUUUAUUGGACUUGAAUGAGGAAGAUUUACAACUUUUGGAAGACGAAUUAAAAGAUGAACAAGAAUAUUUAAAAGAAUUGGAAACUUUGAUUGAAAUUGAAUUGGAAAAUAAUGGAAAUUUAGAAGGUGAAAUACAUUCACUAAACGAGGAAAACAUAUCAUUAUCUGUUGAAUCUGAAACUUAUAACGAAAAUUUAAUGAAACUGAGUGAAAAUUUGAAUGAUGUUCAGAAUAGUUUAAAAGAAACUGUAUUUGAUUUGGCAAACUUUUAUCAUAGUUCAUCUAAUUUAUAUACGGAUCAUUUUAUACAAAAUUCAAAAUCAAACAUUGAUUUAAUCCAAAAUUUCUUGUACAAUUACAUGAAAACUGGUUUUACGAAUCCUCAAUUACAAUUAUAUCCGUUCAUUUUAUUAAUCGCAAAUCUAAAUGAACAUAAACGAACUUUAAAUGAAAAUAUGACUUUGUACAUUGUCUCAUUAUGUGAGUUAGAAUAUCAAAAAAGUGUUUACGAAACAAUGAAAAAUUUUGAAAUACCAAAUUUAUCCGUAAAUAAAAUUGAGUUUGAAAAACUACGAUUGCAAAAGAAUAUCGAAUUGUUAGAAAAUGAUAUGUCUUCAAUGAAUGCCUAUUUGAGACCAAGUAUAGAGCAAAUGGUCAAUAAUAAAAUAUCGAAUGUUUUGCUAAAAUAUACUACAGUUAAAUUAGAACGGCGAUUGGAAAGACAAAAAAAAGUUACAACAUUAUCAAAUCAUGUAAUAAAUAUUCGGAACCAGUGUCGUAUCUUAGAUGGAUUUUUACAUUUUAUUCUGGAUGGCUUAACACAAAAUCAAAAUAUAAUCUUAGAUAUAGUACGACAGUUAUCAAAUGAUCAGUCAAAUUUUAAAAAACGAUUGGAACAAAUGGAUUUGGUAAUUAACGAACAUAAUAAAACAAUUGGAGAACCGAAUAAUAUUGUUAAAAUAAACGAAGUCUUACAAAUUUUAUCGAAAAUUGCACGAAAUGACGAUGAUAGUGAACCAGAAAAUUUACAAAAAUUAUCACAGAAUUGUAAACAAGUUGAAAUAAAUUUUAGCCGAAAACAAAAAAAUAUAUUCAAAAUGGAAUGUGAAAUGUUUCAAAAUACUUUGAUUCCAUUGAAAAUGAAAUUAAAACCAAUGUUAAAAUUAAUAUUUUCCGAUGAACAUUCCAAGCGAAUUGUGGCUGAUGAUAUAAACAUAUUAAAAUUAAUACACCAAGUUGAGAAACAUUUGGAAAGGGAUACAGAAACUUUGGAAAAUCUUACAACUAAAUUAAAAAAGAUCAUGAAACAAAUAUCGACCGAUAAAUGGUUCAACUAUCAUCACUUUUUAUGGGUAUGGUUUUUAAUAAGUCCAAAAAAAGUGCACAAAGUUUUAAAAGAAAUUGAUCAGGAAAUACAAAAGUUAACUAACGAGGAGAAAUAAAUUUAAUUAUGGCGAGAUUAUAACGAUUGUUUUUAUACAAUUUUGG
Chrysoperla carnea is the source of this 1897-nucleotide messenger RNA. Its product is annotated as DNA repair protein RAD50-like. NCBI's taxonomy places the organism in Eukaryota, Metazoa, Arthropoda, Insecta, Neuroptera, Chrysopidae. The record is from RefSeq and is a predicted model, not a curated record. Bases 133 to 1851 code for a protein of 572 amino acids. The transcript is spliced from 8 exons.